Messenger RNA from Penicillium cataractarum, 309 nucleotides. RefSeq lists its product as uncharacterized. The transcript is spliced from 2 exons. The record is from RefSeq and is a predicted model, not a curated record. NCBI's taxonomy places the organism in Eukaryota, Fungi, Ascomycota, Eurotiomycetes, Eurotiales, Aspergillaceae. Bases 1 to 309 code for a protein of 102 amino acids.
AUGUCGUCAAUCAUAACUUCCCUCAAAGACCUCGUAGCCUCUAUGUUCGAGGUCAUAUUCUCCGUAUUCAACGGCGCGAUCGAUAUGGUAUCCGGUCUUAUCAUGGGCCUUGUCAACUCUGUCAUUGGUAUCGUCAAAAUGGCCUUGCAUACAGUGGGAAACUUUUUGGAAGCUGCAGGUGGCGUGGGCAAAUUCGUUGCCAGCAAUAUUGUUAUUAUCGCACUCAUCGCGGGUGGGGUAUACGGUUACCUGCAGUAUCAAGCUCGCCGAGGCCGUCCCGUUAAGGUGGGACAUAAGAAAUUGAAUUAG